ACAGCGUUCCGUGGCUUCUAUGCCGUCAGUUAAUUAGUUUAUUAAAAAAUUAAUUUCAAGUACUAAAUUAUGAAAUCUCUGGGAAAGCAACACUCAGGUCUCUGAGGGAGAAACAGACAUUUGUUGGACACCACCGAUUGUGGACCCUGAACCACAAGAUUACACUCUCCGGUGUCGUUUUGCCCCACUUGGAGCCAUUCCUCUGUUCAACGUGAACAAAUUAAAUAAGAAAAAGAAAUAUCUUUUAUAAGCUCACAUGUGUAGAGUGAAGAAUGACCGCUAAUUUCCAGCAUAGUCCUACUCAUGCUAGAGGUCCCACUUUACACUUGGGAAGCAGAUCUUAGGAGCUUAAGCGGUGGAAGGACACUUAACCGUUCUCGUAACUCCACGUGUUGUGGCACGGUCAGCAAUGGAAUCAGUACAAUUUGGCCGAUCCUCCAUGGACAUUAAGUGACCACUUCCAACUCCCAGGUACUCAGAACUGAACUCAACAACGUACAAGUCAGAAGGGAUUUGUAAGCCUUGAACUGGUGAGCGACCUAGUUUUCUAUGCAUGGAUUUCCUAACUGAUUUUGAGAGAUUCGCUGAAUCUGUUGCGUAGGUUUCUGUUUCUUUGAUGGUGCUUUCUCACUGAUUGAAAGUAUCCGAGCAAUGGCAACAGUGACAGCCUCACACUUUGUUUCAAGAAGUUCACUUGUCAACAGCCAUGAAACAAAGGCCAAUCUGGCACAGAUCGGCAUGACGAAUCAAACCAUGACUCACAAUGGUUUGAGGUCUUUGAACCAGGUAGAUAGGUUGCAGAUGAGAACCCAUGCAAAGGCUGUUUCCAGGCAAGCUGUGAAAGUGGGACACUCCACUGCAAAUGACAAGCCUUCCGGGAAAAUUAUUUGCGGAACAGGGAUGAACGUGGUCUGUGUGGGAGCUGAGGUUGCUCCAUGGAGCAAAACUGGUGGACUCGGUGAUGUCGUUGGUGGACUUCCUCCAGCACUGGCUGCCAGAGGACACCGUGUUAUGACAGUGUCUCCUCGCUAUGAUCAGUACAAGGAUGCAUGGGACACCUCUGUAUUAGUUAAGCUAAAAGUCGGGGACAAAAUUGAGACUGUUCGGUUCUUCCACUGCUACAAACGUGGAGUUGAUCGUGUCUUUGUUGAUCACCCCAUGUUUCUUGAGAGGGUAUGGGGCAAAACGGGAUCCAAAAUCUAUGGCCCUCGGGCAGGUUUAGACUACAAGGACAAUCAAUUGCGAUUUAGCUUGUUUUGCCAGGCUGCUCUGGAGGCACCCAGAGUUUUGAAUUUAAAUAGCAACAAAUAUUUCUCAGGACCAUAUGGGGAAGAUGUUGUCUUCAUUGCCAAUGAUUGGCACACUGCUCUUGUUCCAUGCUAUUUGAAAAGCAUGUACCAAUCUAGGGGCAUCUACAUGAAUGCCAAGGUUGCCUUUUGCAUCCACAACAUAGCCUAUCAGGGAAGAUUUUCGUUUGCAGAUUUCUCACUUCUCAAUUUGCCUGAUCGGUUCAAGAGUUCAUUUGACUUCAUAGAUGGGUAUAACAAGCCUGUCAAGGGAAGGAAAAUUAAUUGGAUGAAGGCUGGAAUUAUAGAAUCAGACAGAGUCUUGACUGUAAGCCCAUACUAUGCCCAGGAGCUUGUUUCUGGUGCAGACAAAGGUGUUGAACUUGAUAACAUCAUUCGUAAAACAUGCAUCACUGGCAUUGUGAAUGGCAUGGAUGUUCAAGAAUGGAAUCCUGCCACUGACAAAUACAUCAGUGUCAAAUAUGAUGAAACAACUGUAAUGGAUGCAAAGCCAUUAUUGAAGGAAGCUCUUCAAGCAGAAGUGGGGUUACCUUGUGACAGGGAUGUUCCAGUGAUCGGCUUCAUUGGUAGGCUAGAAGAGCAGAAAGGUUCAGAUAUUUUGGCAAAAGCUAUUCCAAAAUUCAUUGGAGAAAAUUGUCAGAUCAUAGUCCUUGGAACUGGCAAAAAGGCCAUGGAGAAGCAGAUUGAGCAGCUAGAUAUCCAGCAUCCUGACAAGGCUAGAGGAGUAGCCAAAUUCAAUAUUCCAUUAGCCCAUAUGAUUAUUGCUGGUGCUGAUUACAUUUUGAUCCCUAGUAGAUUUGAACCGUGUGGUCUCAUUCAGCUGCAUGCUAUGCGAUAUGGAACCGUGCCAAUUGUUGCCUCUACUGGUGGACUCGUUGACACUGUCAAGGAAGGAUACACAGGGUUCCAAAUGGGAGCCUUCAGUACUGAAUGUGAUGCAGUGGAUCCAAGUGAUGUAGAUAACGUGGCAAGAAGUGUCAAGAGAGCUCUCGCAACAUAUGGCACUCAAGCCCUGAAAGAAAUGAUCCAGAAUUGUAUGGCACAAGAUCUUUCAUGGAAGGGACCAUCAAAGUUGUGGGAGAAGAUGUUGUUGAGCCUAGAGGUCGCUGGCAGUGAACCUGGCGUUGAAGGAGAGGAGAUUGCUCCUCUUUCCAAGGAAAACGUUGCCACUCCCUGAGCAUGGAGACUAUUGAGUUUGAAUGUUCAAGUAUUGACUUCAGCAAGCAAAGGCAUAGCGCAAACUACUAAGUGCCUUCUUUCUUUAAUACAACUAUGUAUCUAUCUACUGUGGACAGCCAUUUGCUUGAGCGGUGGAAAACAAACUCCCCUGCAGGUGCAGUCAAUGCUACUUUUGAAGGUGAAAAGAUAGGAGCUUGUAUAAAGAUAUAGUAUAGUAAGGAAGCUAACAGGUGUUGUUGAUGUUCGCGAUAACUAAACACAGAAGCAAUUUCUCUGCAUAGCUUUAUGCGUUAUGUCAAGUAAAUAAAAGACUUCUUCAACUUCUAGAAAUAAAUUGCCUUUGGAA
Molecule: messenger RNA, 2832 nt
Organism: Theobroma umbraticum
Lineage: Eukaryota; Viridiplantae; Streptophyta; Magnoliopsida; Malvales; Malvaceae
Gene: GBSS1
Product: UDP-Glycosyltransferase superfamily protein
Molecular function (GO): alpha-1,4-glucan glucosyltransferase (UDP-glucose donor) activity
Source: RefSeq, a predicted model, not a curated record